This is a messenger RNA of Lachnellula hyalina, 1515 nucleotides long. RefSeq names its product L-ornithine N(5)-monooxygenase (gene sidA). The record is from RefSeq and is a predicted model, not a curated record. The transcript is spliced from 3 exons. NCBI's taxonomy places the organism in Eukaryota, Fungi, Ascomycota, Leotiomycetes, Helotiales, Lachnaceae. Bases 1 to 1515 code for a protein of 504 amino acids. Gene Ontology annotation, biological process: intracellular iron ion homeostasis.
AUGGCCCCUUCUGCUAUAAGCCCUACCUCUACAACCCACGAGGUGAACGGUGGACAAGAAAAAGGCACCGCAACUCAUCUGGCGGAAACUUACAUCUCAUCGACCCCUCUCAGCAAUGGCCACACUCAAAGUGAGCCCCUCGCUCCCGUCUCAGCACUUGCCAACUCCUCCCCAGACACCACCCUCGAUCUCCUCUGUGUGGGUUUCGGUCCCGCGUCUUUAGCCAUCGCCAUCGCUCUGCACGACGCCUCGCCAUCUCCCUCUCCAAACGUCCUGUUCCUCGAGAAGCAGCCCCAGUUCGCAUGGCAUGCUGGUAUGCAACUCCCUGGAGCGAAGAUGCAGAUCUCAUUCCUGAAGGAUCUUGCUACUCCAAGAGAUCCCAGGUCGCAUUUUACGUUCGUGAACUACCUGUUUCAGAAAGGGAGGCUGAACAACUUUAUCAAUCUGAGCACGUUUUUGCCGAGCCGGAUGGAGUACGAGGAUUAUCUCCGUUGGUGUGCUUCUCAUUUUGAGAAAGAGGGGAAAGUUGGGUAUGGAAUGGAAGUCGAGGGCGUGAGAGUUGGAGAAAGGGGAGCGGAUGGCAAAGUCACAAGUUGGGAAGUCACUGCUCGGUCGUUGAAUGGAGAUCUAGUGAGAAGGAAGGCAAAACACGUCGUUAUUGCGGUUGGGGGACGACCAGUCAUUCCUCAAAACCUGCAAGGCUUGAAACACGUUGCCCACUCAUCUCAAUUCGCCUCGGCAAUCACUCAAAUCCAGGAGCGGGAAAAGGGACGUCAGCUACGCUUUGCCGUUUUGGGCAGUGGGCAAUCCGCUGCAGAGAUUUUCAACGACAUCUCCUCGCGGUUCCCAGACGCACAGGUAAAGCUCAUUAUCAAAGGCGCUAGCUUACGUCCCAGCGACGACAGUCCGUUCGUAAAUGAGAUCUUCGACCCGGACCGCGUUGACGGCAUCUACAACCAAGCGCCCGACGUACGAACUACCGCUCUUGCAUUAGACCGCGGUACCAACUACGGCGUGGUGCGUCUGCAGCUACUCGAACAUCUAUACGAAAAGCUGUACAUGCAGCGCUUACACUCGUCCGAUGAAGCAUCGUGGCGCUGCAAGAUCAUCCCCCAACGCACUGUUAUCUCGGCCUCGCAAUCCGCCAACUCAUCUGUCCUCCUAAAGCUAGGUGCCGUAGGCUACGGAGAUAGCGACCAGAAGCUAGAAGAGCUAGAAGUUGAUUAUGUGUUCGCCGCCACGGGAUACAGACGGAAUGCCCACGAGGAUAUGCUGGCCGAGGUGCGGGACUUGCUCCCGGAGAAGAAUAGAAUCGAGAACAAGUUUCCCGUGGCAAGAGAUUAUCGCGUCUGUUAUGAUGGCGAGAAAGUUGAUGGUGAAGCCGGUGUUUGGCUGCAGGGAUGUAAUGAGGGGACGCAUGGUCUGAGCGAUACCCUCCUCUCUAUCCUCGCGAUCCGCGGAGGGGAGCUCGUAAAUAGUAUUUUCGGUUCUUUCUCUUCCUCUUCCGUGGCAUGA